Ahaetulla prasina is the source of this 4715-nucleotide messenger RNA. Its product is annotated as nuclear cap-binding protein subunit 1-like. Gene Ontology annotation, biological process: regulation of mRNA processing; mRNA export from nucleus; nuclear-transcribed mRNA catabolic process, nonsense-mediated decay. Gene Ontology annotation, molecular function: mRNA binding; RNA cap binding; protein binding. The transcript is spliced from 23 exons. Lineage: Eukaryota; Metazoa; Chordata; Lepidosauria; Squamata; Colubridae. The record is from RefSeq and is a predicted model, not a curated record. The coding region runs from base 277 to 2637 and encodes 786 amino acids. Gene Ontology annotation, cellular component: nucleus; nuclear cap binding complex.
CCUAGAGCUCCCUUCUGGUCUUUCCCACCACCACCACCACCCCGACCAGAGCCCACCGGAAGGACCAGCCGCCGGGCCGGAAGGUAACGAAGAGCCGAGAGGAGCAGACACGCGCCUUUUGCCGCUCGUUCGCUCGCCUCUCGCUGUGUCUGAGCAGGCGGCUUCCGGCGAGCGCCCUUCCGAGCAUCGGUGGCUGCUGUCAUCUGGCCGUGGCGCCGGCUGCCCCUUUCCCGCCCCGAGAGAGCCCUUCGGCCGGUCCGCCGAGAGAAUCGAGCCAUGUCGCGCAGGCGGCACCGGGACGAGAAUGACGAACAAGAGCACAAGAGAAGAAGAACAUCUGAAACAGUUGACGUUGCAGAGAUGUUGGAAGACUUAAUUAGCACAUUGGGAGACAAGAGUUCUUCUCCUUUGGAAAGUAACGUAGAUUAUGUGACUAAGGUGUUGGAGGCACAUCUGCCAAACUUCAAAAGCAAAAUACUGAGACUCCUUUGUACAGUUGCAUGUCUGCUACCACAAAAGAUGACCCUUUACACAACUCUUGUUGGCUUGCUGAAUGCCAGGAACUACAAUUUUGGUGGCGAAUUUGUAGAAGCGAUGAUACGUCAGCUGAAAGAAUGUUUGAAAGUCAACCUGUACAAUGAAGCUGUUUAUUUAGUGCGCUUUCUUUCUGAUCUUGUGAAUUGUCACGUAAUAGCUGCACCCUCAAUGGUAGCCAUGUUUGAGAAUUUCGCUAGUGUGACACAGGAGGAGGAUGUACCUCAGGUUCGAUGUGACUGGUACGUGUAUGCAUUUCUGUCAUCUUUACCUUGGGUGGGGAAGGAGCUCUAUGAGAAAAAGGAUACUGAAAUGGAGCACAUUUUGUCUACUGUUGAAAACUAUCUGAAACGACGUCAGAAGACUCAUGUGCCCAUGCUACAAGUUUGGUCCGUUGAUAAACCACAUCCCCAAGAAGAGUAUUUAGAUUGCCUUUGGGCUCAGAUUCAGAAAAUGAAGAAGGACCACUGGCAAGAGAGGCACAUCCCGAGGCCAUACCUGGCGUUUGACAGCGUGCUUUGUGAAGCGCUGCAGCACAACCUGCCUCCUUUUACAGCCCCACCCCACACAGCGGAUUCCGUUUACCCGAUGCCGAGAGUCACCUUCCGGAUGUUUGACUACACUGAUGAUCCUGAGGGUCCAAUUAUGCCUGGGAGCCACUCUGUUGAAAGAUUUGUGAUCGAAGAAAAUCUUCACUGCAUCAUCAGAUCGUUUUGGAAAGAGAGAAUGACAUGUGCUGUCCAGUUAACAAGCUAUCCAGGAAACCACAAGAUCCCUCUGAAUUAUCACAUUGUUGAGGUGAUCUUUGCUGAGUUGUUUCAGCUUCCUGUUCCUCCUCACAUGGAAAUCAUGUACACAACGCUUUUUAUUGAACUCUGUAAACUUCAGCCCGGAUCUUUACCUCAAGUUCUUGCACAAGCUACAGAAAUGCUGUACAUGCGCUUAGAUACAAUGAAUACUAUCUGCAUAGAUCGGUUCAUUAAUUGGUUUUCCCACCAUCUUAGUAAUUUUGAGUUCCGUUGGAGCUGGGAAGAUUGGUCAGAUUGUGUUUCUGAGGAUCUUGAGAGAGCCAGGCCUAGGUUUGUAAGGGAAGUACUGGAAAAAUGCAUGAGACUUUCCUACCACCAGCGAAUAAUAGAUAUUGUUCCUGCUAGUUUUUCAGUCUUGACUCCUGCAAAUCCAACCUGUAUUUAUAAAUAUGGAGAAGAAAGUAACGAAUCUCUUCCUGGAUACAACGUUGCACUCUGCUUAAACAUUGCCAUCAAAAAUAAAGUGAGUAAUGAUGAGAUUUUCACCAUUCUGAAGGAUGUGCCCAAUCCUAAUCAGGAUAAUGAUGAUGAAGGCCUCUCAUUCAAUCCUUUAAAAAUAGAAGUUUUUGUCCAAGCACUAUUGCACUUAGCCUCAAAGUCAUUCAGUCAUUCUUUCAGCGCUCUGGGAAAAUUUCGAGAAAUCCUCAAAACUCUGGCUGAAAGUGAUGAAGGGAAGCUUCAUGUUCUCAGAGUUAUGUAUGAAGUAUGGAAAAAUCAUCCUCAGAUGAUUGCUGUACUGGUGGAUAAGAUGAUUCGAACACAAAUUGUGGAUUGUGCUGCAGUGGCAAACUGGAUUUUUUCUCCAGAGCUGUCUCAUGAUUUUACAAGAUUUUAUAUUUGGGAGAUCUUACACUCCACCAUUCGUAAGAUGAACAAGCAUGUGAUGAUGAUCCAAAAGGAGCUAGAAGCAGCUAAGGAAAAAUUAGCCAAGCAACACAAAAGACGUGAUGAUGUUCGAAGCAAUGAGCGGGGAAAUUGGCCCCUUGAAGAACAGAUUGAACGUUUGCAAGAAAAAGUUGAAUCGGCUCAAAGUGAACAAAAAAACCUCUUCCUUGUAAUAUUUCAGCGUUUUAUUAUGAUCCUAACAGAGCAUUUAGCACGAAGUGAAGCAGGAGGGAUUGAUGUAAUUACACCUUGGUACAAGAACUGUAUAGAGAGGCUGCAGCAAAUCUUCCUACAGCAUCAUCAAAUCAUCCAACAGUACAUGGUGACCUUGGAGAACCUUCUAUUUACAGCAGAAUUGGAUCAUCACAUACUGGUUGUAUUUCAGCAGUUCUGUGCACUCCAGGCUUGAAUAACUUUUAUUUUUUGUAUAGGACUUAAUUUCAUUUUGUUAAACUUAAGACUUCAAUGGGAAAGAAAAGAAAAAUAAUAAUAAUCUGAAAGUGUGCUGUGCUAGAUAAGCUACACAGUGCUCAAAUUUUCAGCAGUAGGGGCCUUAUGCUAGUUAUGAUUCUGGGAUGUUUGGGAUGGAAUAAUGUGUGGAUUUCUAAAUUUGAAAUGGAUUGAAUGUUGACUCUGCCAUAGCAUCCCUUUUGUGCCCUCUGAUUGUUGGUAUAAAAGUUAAAAUUAGAAGACAAUAAAUAGAUGUGGCUCUUCGUUUACCUCUUGCAUACCAUGCAAUGGGUUCCAUAAUAAUGUGAAACAAGUCUCAAAACAUAUGAAUGUGUCUGAGGAUGGCCUUUCUGGUGGUAAUGCUCAAAGCUCAUAAGAAACAGAAGCCUCAAAUAUAUGAAUGUUUAAAUGGCCAAGCCUGCGAACAACUUUUGGGUAUGUUUGCUAUCAGAAUGAAUUAUCAUGGUUAUGUGAAACAUAAUUGGAAAUUAUAACACGUUUUUUUAUAUUGGUCUACUGUGCUUAUUUUGGGUCACACAGAAUAGAAACAAACAUAAUUACUGAAGCAACAAUCCUUGCUGCUCAUUUGUAAUGCAGAUAUAAGUUGCAUUAAGAGACUUAAUAAAAGCUAUCAACUAGCCUGAUCUGCCUUCCAUAGCUCAAGAUUGUCUGAUUACUCUGGAGAAAGCAUAUUUUUGUUUCAUCGGCCUAGACCAGAGGUCUUCAAACUUGGCAGCUUUAAGACUUGUCGACUUCAACUCCCAGAAUUCUCCAUCCAGCUAUGCUUAAAGCUGCCAAGUUUGAAGACUUCUGGCCUAGACUAAGAAGACAACCAGGGCUAUUGUGCUCCUUUUUAUUUAUUUGUGUUUACUCAUAAAUUUGAUAAGCCCAGUCAUUAGAUCAAGGCUGGUUUUGCCAAUAUGGUUAUCAACGUCUUGCGAGUAAGACAUUUGAGAGUUACUUAAGAGCCUAUUCUUAAUAGUAGAAAAUAUAUAUAGCUCAGCGUUGAAUUGCUGGACUCUUAGUAGUCCCAUUUAUCGUUACUAGGCAAAACAGCCCAAUGAACAGCUAAUAUCAUCCAGCCAGUUAAUGAAAAGCAAGUUCACAGACUGCUAAAGUCUACUCAUUUACCAACAUAUGCAAGGCCCAGAUGUUUUCCCUCAAAAUAUUAUGUGUUCCUUUAAGAAGAACUAGGUAGGGCAGGGGUCUGCAGUGUCAAACACUCAAAGAGCCAUUUGGACCCGUUUCCCACAGAAAAGAAAACACCGGGAGCCACAAAACCCUUCCCGUGCCAGACUAUUUCUUGAGCGGCCACAAAACUAGCAUAUGUAGUUGAAUUAAAUGUUCUGUUUUCUUCUGAAACUUUUCUUUUCUUGGAUUUAUCCAUGGUUGGCCUAUCAGGGGUUGAAAAGCUCAAUAAAUCGCAUGCCAGCGGGUGUCACACAUUGGCGGUUGUGACGCAUAUUUUGAGUGACAGGGAGCCACAGCAGAGCGGUGAAAGAGCCACAUGCUGCUCCAGAGCCGCAGGUUGCUGACCCCUGAGGUAGGGAGAUUACAUACUGCUCUAGCCUACAGGGCCUCAAACUAACUUGGUCAGCUGUACAUUCCUACUAACUCUUCAACCCUCCCAGUAGCAUUCUCCAUGGCAAUCCAUAGCUCAAUCUGAAGUUUGGGGGCUUACAGGUCUGUGACUGUGUUGAAAUAACACUAAAUCAAAACCACACAAACCACACUUUGGUAUAUUAUGUUCUCUGAUGCAGCUACUAUCUCCACAGUGAUAAAGAUGCAAGAACCAAGUGCAAGGGUGUGUUUUCUCUUCUCUAUAUUCUAUAAUGUAUGUGUGUAUGACCUUCAAAAUUGGAAACUGUUUUUUCUAACCCACAAAUUACUGUAGAUAUAUAUAUGAAAAAUGUUAAGAAUGCAUGCAGUGAUACAGAUAAGCAUUUAACUGUGUAAGUAUUAGACAGUUAAAUAUUUUUAUUAUUCAAUAAAUGUAACAUUUUUUUAAUAAAAAGAUGAUUAUUAUGCCUCUUUUCU